Messenger RNA from Saprolegnia diclina VS20, 1998 nucleotides. RefSeq lists its product as hypothetical. Bases 1 to 1998 code for a protein of 665 amino acids. The transcript is spliced from 5 exons. Lineage: Eukaryota; Oomycota; Saprolegniomycetes; Saprolegniales; Saprolegniaceae. The record is from RefSeq and is a predicted model, not a curated record.
AUGGCGGCAGUCCAGGCGCACGAGUUCGAGCUCGACCUCUCGGCCGUGCGCGCCCGCAACACGGUCUUGUCGCGGACGUAUGGACGGCAAGUGCUCUUGAACAAGGCGGCACAUGACCGAGAGGGCCCGGCUAGCGCGCGACGAAGCAGCCCGCCGACGCGGCCACUGAACCGGGCGGUGCAGACCGCGCGCGCCGCGCCGCUGUCGCCCCGGCGCGGCUGUCCAACCAUCGAAUCCAUCUUGCUACAGCGGCAGCUGCCCGAGGCAGCGCCUCCAGCGACGCCAUCGCCAGCGACCUUUGUCGACUCGCUCGAGGUUGCGCUGCAGGCCAUGGAUGCGCAGUCGGUGCAGCGGCGCAUAGUCGCGAGCCCGUCGCGCGCGCUUCUCGUACCAGCACGCAAAAAGGUUGGCGGCGAGCGGACCACCGACGCGAUUACAGCGUGGUUUCAACGACAAGAGUACUACCUGCGCAAGCGGCGCGUGGCCGAGAGCGACCGGGCCACGUACCUCGCGACCCCGUCGCUCGCCAUCAAGUCGAUCAGCAUCGAGAUGCUCAAAACGCUGCAGGCCAACGACGACGCGCUGCAGCUCGAAGGACGCCUCUUGGCGCAAAAGCUCGACGGGCUCCGACGCAAACUGCAGAGCACCGCGCAGACCAUUGGCGCGCUCCGUCGACGGGGCGCGCCGCUCUCCGAUGUCGACGCGUGUCGAGAAGCCAUCGAAGCCAUGGAAGGCACGCUCGCUGCGUUUCGGUCCAACCAGCAUGGCCAGUUUGACGACCUCGUCGUCCACGAAGGCCAGCUCCAGCACAAUCUGCUCCGCUUUGAGUCCAAGCUCGAGGGAUGGUCCAACGAGCGCCCAAUCGACCGCCCGACAACGGGCAAGGCGCCGCGACCCGCCGUAGCGUCCGCGGCCAUUGACGUCGACACACUCCAGGACAUUGAGCGCGUGCGUAUGCUCGAUGAUCUCUUGCACGAGACGGGCGAUGCGUGCGGCGGCUGGGCGUACGACGACCACGCGCACUUUGUCGCGCUGCUGCACGCGUCGGGGCUCACAGACGCAGACGACCUCGUCGCGUACUUUGCAACCACCACAAGCAUCGACGAGCCAACCGGCGACGACGACGACUCGGUGGCCGACGAGAUUGCGCACCUCGACCAACGCGCGGCGAUUGCUGGCAAAUUGGGUCUCUUCAAGACCAAGUGCCACGCCAAGCUGCCGUUCAAGUCCACGAGCGCAGUGCAGACGCACCUCGAGUGGUACGCGCAGCACCUCUCGCUGCUGCAGGCCAAGAAGAAGACGAUUGCGACGUGGCGAGAGCGCAAGAAGAGUCUCGAGCGACGCCAAGCGACCGCUUCGAGCCACAACAACGAGCGCCCCGUGGCGCGGUCGUCGCGCACUGUGACCGAGCUUGCGGCGCGUCAGCGGAAGAAGACGCUCAUCCUCGAGUGGAAGGCGGCGAAAGCGCGGCAGUCGCAGCGCCUCGAGCCAGAGACGCUCACUGCACAGGCGUCCGUGGCGACGCUCAAACGCAUCGAGAUCAAGCAAAAGGUCGCGCUCUACAAGCUCGAGAAGGAGGAGGAGCAGAUGCGGCAAGCGAGCCUCUCGGAGCUCAUGAAGCCCCUGGCCCGCGCUCCUUCCAAGGAGCAACUCAUGACGUCGGCCGAGCGGGCUGUCCACGCCGCCAAAGUCCGCCUGGAGAAGGUGCUCGCCAACGCUGCUGCAACGCGCCAGGCAGCAGAGCUACCAGUGCGACCAAAAUCGUCUCGGCAGUUGGUCGCCAGCGCGAGCUCGGACGUGCUCAAACCGACCGCCGCGUCGGCGGCGCGGGCAAUGACGCCGGACGAGGUCGAGCAGCAGAGCGCAGCGCGGACGGCGCGGGUCGCCCAUCGCGGCUACAUACCCGGGGCAGAUGGCGCUGCGCACGUCAAAGGCCGGAGCUUCGGCCACGUACCCAGCCAGCCCCGGGCCACGCCCGAGUGGCGCAAGCGUCUCUAA